This is a messenger RNA of Sphaeramia orbicularis (orbiculate cardinalfish), 5137 nucleotides long. It is a transcript of the gene sema3ab, whose product is annotated as sema domain, immunoglobulin domain (Ig), short basic domain, secreted, (semaphorin) 3Ab. Gene Ontology annotation, molecular function: chemorepellent activity; neuropilin binding; semaphorin receptor binding. The record is from RefSeq and is a predicted model, not a curated record. Gene Ontology annotation, biological process: positive regulation of cell migration; semaphorin-plexin signaling pathway; negative chemotaxis. The transcript has 17 exons. Gene Ontology annotation, cellular component: axon; glutamatergic synapse; plasma membrane. NCBI's taxonomy places the organism in Eukaryota, Metazoa, Chordata, Actinopteri, Kurtiformes, Apogonidae. Bases 709 to 3114 code for a protein of 801 amino acids.
AGUUGCAGUGUGUGCUCUGUGCUGAGGGGACAGGGCAGAGCUGCGCUGAGUGGGGCUGAACUAGUCCAGAGGAGUGUUAAGUAGAAAGAGAGGCAGCUAGAAAAACAGAGUGAAAGGGGGAAGAGACAGAGAGUCACUGCAGAUUGUGCUUAGCAAGCAGAUUUGAUUAACAGCUGAAACAAACUGGACCUGUUUUUCUUUCUUUAGCUAAAAGGAAGAGACUCAGCGAUAACGUGGAUGGCUGUUUAGACAGAGCUCCAUGCUGGUUAGGGAGCAAGACAGAAAACUAUGGCAAUCAUAUUCAAACCUUCACACCGCUCUUAGGAUUUAGUAUGGUGGAGCUGGUGUCAUAGUUGGGCUUAGUUCGGAUAACUUUACCUUGGACUUACUUGUGAAGAAAGUUCACUUGCAGUGACAUUGAACCAUAACCCCUGACUCUGCUUUGCAGGUUCUUUUUCCCCUGGAGGUGGACUCUAAUUCUGGCUUUUGACCCCUGGAACGGGGAAGGGUUUUUGAUUUGGCUUGGGGACGAGAGCUUCUGAGAACCAAUUUGGACUGACCCUCAACCUUUUAUUUGUAGUCACAGGACAACAGGAACAUUUCUUCUCCCAGUAUUUCUUUUUACGCAGCCAGAUUUGAGACUCGUGCACCUCACAGGCUGGAGGUGUGUAUUUAAAGGAUCUCUCUGGCUUCUCUUGCCCCAGGACCAUGGGCUCUCUCUGGGGCAGCAUUGUGCUGCUUUGUGGGGUCAUAGUUCUCAGGACAGAGGGUAACGGAGCUCAACAGACCAAGAAUAACAUCCCCCGGCUAAAACUCUCCUAUAAAGAUAUGUUGGAAUCCAACAACUUAGUGACAUUUGAAGGUCUGGCCAACAGUUCAGCUUACCACACCUUCCUGUUGGAUGAGGAGAAAGGAAGGCUUGUGGUGGGAGCCAAGGACCACAUCUUCUCCUUCAACCUCCUUAACAUCAGCAAAGACUAUGCACAGAUCCCUUGGACGGCUUCUUCCACCAGAAGGGAUGAAUGCAAGUGGGCAGGAAAAGAUCUGUCGAGGGAGUGCUCAAACUUCAUCAAGGUGUUGCAGCCAUUCAACCAAACACACUUUUAUGUAUGUGGGACAGGAGCCUUCCAUCCUGUGUGUGCUUACCUGGAGGUGGGCAAAAAACCAGAGGAUAACGUGUUCCGACUGGAGCCUCACGUAGAAAAUGGUCGUGGAAAGAGUCCCUAUGAUCCCAAGUUACUCACUGCAUCCAUGCUUAUUGAUGGGGAGCUUUAUGCUGGAACAUCAGCUGACUUUAUGGGGCGGGACUUUGCCAUCUUUCGCACUCUUGGCAAGCAUCAUCCCAUAAGGACAGAGCAGCAUGACUCCAGAUGGCUGAAUGACCCCAGAUUUGUGGGAGUUCACUUGAUUCCCGAGAGUGACAACCCAGAAGACGACAAAAUCUACCUGUUCUUUAGAGAAAAUGCUAUGGAUGGAGAGCAUGCUGGGAAGGCCACGCAUGCUCGCAUAGGACAGCUCUGCAAAAAUGACCUGGGAGGGCACAGGAGCCUGGUAAAUAAGUGGACCACCUUCUUGAAGGCUCGACUUAUUUGUUCUGUUCCUGGCAGCAAUGGAAUAGACACACAUUUUGAUGAACUACAGGAUGUUUUCAUCAUGAGCACAAAGGAUCCCAAGAGCCCAAUCAUCUAUGCAGUGUUCACCACUUCCAGCAACAUCUUUAAAGGUUCGGCUGUGUGUAUGUACAGCAUGACAGACAUCAGGAGAGUGUUCUUGGGUCCUUAUGCUCAUAGAGAUGGACCCAACUAUCAGUGGGUGCCCUUCCAGGGACGUGUUCCCUACCCACGCCCUGGAACAUGCCCAAGCAAGACAUUUGGAGGAUUUGACACAACGAAAGACCUUCCUGAUGAAGUUGUAACCUUUGCCCGGAGCCACCCAGCCAUGUUCAACCCUGUAUAUCCCAUUAACCAUCGACCAAUUAUAGUCAAAACGGAUGUGGACUAUCAGUUCACACAGAUAGUGGUGGAUAAAGUAGAAGCAGAAGAUGGACUUUAUGAUGUUAUGUUCAUAGGCACAGACAUGGGGACAAUUCUGAAGGUGGUAUCCAUCCCCAGAGGUUCUUGGCAUGACUUGGAGGAAGUCCUUCUGGAGGAAAUGACCGUCUUCAGAGAGCCAACAGCCAUUACAGCAAUGGAGCUUUCAACAAAACAGCAACAACUUUACCUUGGCUCAGACAUUGGUGUGUCCCAGAUGCCUUUGCAUAGAUGUGAGGUUUAUGGAAAGGCCUGCGCUGAAUGCUGUCUUGCCAGGGAUCCUUACUGUGCAUGGGAUGGCACCGAGUGCUCCAGAUACUUCCCCAUGGCUAAGAGGAGAACAAGGAGACAAGACAUCAGGAAUGGAGAUCCGCUGACACAGUGCUCAGACCUGCAGCAUCACGAUGAACUAAACGGACAGACAACUCUGCAGGAUAAAACUGUGUAUGGUGUGGAGAACAGCAGUACUUUCCUUGAGUGCAGUCCAAAGUCCCAGCGAGCGCUGACAUACUGGCAGUAUCAGCGCUCCACUGAUGACCGCAAGCAAGAGAUCAAAUCAGAGGAUCGUUUCAUCCGCACAGACCAGGGCCUGCUGAUUCGCACACUUAACAAGAAGGAUUCUGGGAUCUAUCUGUGCCAAGCAGUCGAGCACGGCUUCAUGCAGACACUUCUGAAGGUGACUCUAGAGGUGAUUGACACCGAGCGCCUGGAGGAUUUGCUACAUCGUAACGAAGAAGCUGCCAGCAGCGCCCCCAUCCAGGACCUUCCCCCAGCUCGAGAGACUCCAAAUCAAAAGCUGUGGUACCGAGAUUUCCUGUCUUUGGUUAAUCAUCCGACUCUGAACAGCGUGGACGAGUUCUGUGAGCAGAUUUGGAAAAGGGAGAAGAAGCACAAGAGGCAGAAAGCUCACCUGGUGCAGCAGGUACAGACACAGCAGCAGCAGCAGCAGCAGAAGGCGAUAGUGAACCCUCACAGCCACAUGCAUGCUCAAGGGCUGGCAGCCAAGUGGAAACAUCUGCAAGAGAGGCAGAAGGGGCGCAACCGCAGGACCCAUGAACUAGAGAGGGCCCCCCGCAGUGUCUGACCUAUAACCCUGGACCUUUUACACCUAACCCUAAAACAGCACUCAGUUCCCAUUCUUUAAUUGUGAUUAACUCAACCAGUUUUCUCCUUCAUGCUUCUACAAUGACUGGAAAGAAAAGUUAAACUGACAUAAGAUCUUGUGGUUAAUGUGUCACCUGCGUGGGCAGCCAUGUUUACAGUACACCACUGCAGAGGACAGCAGGAAACAGGAUGUCCUAUCACACCAGACAUUUGGAGCAUAUUAUCUCAGCUGGCCUUUGUGGCCUGAACACUGCAAAGGGACAGAGUCACCCAGCAUAAGAACUAGAUACGUACAGUAUACCAGCCUUGUAGAUGUGACUGACUCCAUGUUGAGAUGACUGUGUCAAUGGCAUUGUCUCAUGGCAUGCUAGUUAGGUGUCUUUGUUAGUGUGCAACAAAGUAGAUACCUGAAAAAAUAAUUUGUUUGUUUUUGAUACACAAAUAUAAAAGAAGAGGAAGUGGGAUUGUAUUAAAACCACCUGAAGAGCAAAUGGACUUGCAGUGGAACUACAAGCACAAGAUAAGCUGUUGGAAAGCACAAGAUGGGAUGUAUAUGGAGUUGUAGAUGGUUAAAACAAUGAAAUAGGACAGAAAAAUGCCCAAGCACUGCAAGAAACUGGGAGCAAUGUUCACUAUUUGUCGAAAAUAUAUAACUGUGUAGCUAAAAUGUGUAAAUACUGUACUCUUCUCAUACUAAAGGGAAUGGCUUGCAGUUGUCUUGUUGCUUUAUGUUGCUUCUCCUGAUAGAGAUUUAUUUAAGAAAGUUUUCUCGAAAGCAGUUGUGAACAGGGAUACUGUGUACUAGUCUUUAUCUCUACACCCUAAACUUUCCAAAAGAAAAGUUUUAUUAUGUUUUAUUUAUCUUUUCUUUUUUUUUGCAUCAUCAAAUUCCUUUCAGCAGUCAUAAAGUUAUCAUCUUUGUAGACUUUGUUGCCAGCUGCAUCAUGCCAGUGCUUAAAUAUGUCCAACGAAGUUCUUCCAUGUUGUUUGUAUUUAUUGAUAUACAAUAAUGUACAUUCUGGAGAUAUUUUUUUUUCAGUGUGCAGGUUUUUGUUUCCUUGCAGUAUAUCAUUUGGUUUGAUUCAAUGGAUUUACAGGACCAAUCCAAAUAACUGUAUUAUCACAGAUACUGUAAGACUGGAAGCUAUUUAUCAAUAUUGUUUAAUUAUUACCUUAUCACAUAUCAAAUACUGAGCAGUUACUCGGUAUCCAUACUGUAUUUUUCUUCCGUAUUUAGGCUGCAUAUACAUUUUCUUCACAGACAGAGCAGUGUGAUAACUUGAUUUCACUGCAUGUAAUAGAAAAACAGAUAUAACAAUCCACUAUAAUCCAAUGCACAAGAAUACACCCACAAACCUGGAAUGUAGCUGUGAACAUUUUGUAAAUAGAAAUACUAUGAUCUAUGUUCGACAAGUAUGACACUGUGUACUAGUGCAUGUGAAUACUAUUGUAGUGUUCCUGUUUUGCUAUAGCAAUGAUAUUCUAGUCUGAUGUUGUUCACUGUUAUUCUGUUGUUUGCUUAUACAGUACACAAUAUUAAUGAUUUCGAAGAUGUAAAUACUAUUUCUAUUAGGUAUUCAGAAAUUAUACAAACAGGAUCUAAAUAAGGUCUCAGUGGAUGUCAAAGUCCACACACCAGUUAACAAAAAUGAACAAUGUCACUGAGCAUUGCAACACAUCAGUAUGUAACAUGACUUUGUCUUUUGAGUGUUUGACAGCUUCAUCUAUUUUUAAAAGUCAGGUUGAAGGAAGAUGAGAAACAGCUGGAGCCAACGUUGAGAAAGUGAUUUUAAGCCAAGGAGUGAUGUUGGAUGCCAGAUAUGUGAAACUUUCAAUAGAGAAGGGCAUACGAUACGAUCAUCAUUAUAAAGACAAAAUAUAGUGCCUCACUGCAUCUGUCUUAGACAUAUAGUGAAAGUGAGGAAAUGAACUGCUGCUGCUGGGUUUUUGGCAUGAUGCUGAUGGUGAUGUACUCUACUGAUCUAAUAAAUGUCUCUUCAUAA